Molecule: messenger RNA, 1080 nt
Organism: Spinacia oleracea (spinach)
Lineage: Eukaryota; Viridiplantae; Streptophyta; Magnoliopsida; Caryophyllales; Amaranthaceae
Exons: 7
Coding region: 1-1080 (359 amino acids)
Source: RefSeq, a predicted model, not a curated record
AUGAAAGUUGUAGGGUACACAAAUACAAGCAUUGAUAAAGAAGGCAUUAAUCAAUCACUUCAAGGAGAAGAAUUAAUUGGACAACUUAUUGGAGUAGAGAACAAAAUCCACACAUCAGAUCAUCGCCGAACGAUCCACAUGCAAGAUGAAAGGAAAAACAGUAUUGCGGUAACGUUGUGGGGACCCCAAGCUGAUCUGGUCCCAGAUGACAUACCAGACAAUGGAGCACAACCACAGAUAGUAAUAAUCACAGCUACACGCUUAACAAUGUUCAAAGGGAACUAUCAACUCAAUUCCACAGGAGGAACUAAGAUCUACAUCAAUCUAAACAUCCUAGAAGUGGAACAUUUCAAGAGAGACAUGGUAGAUGUCCCGCUACAAGAAAUAGGUCGAAUACAGGUCACCCAGCCAGAGAGCUUAGAGGAGGCGAUGACCAAGAACCGAAAAACAAUAACAGAACUACAACAACUAUACAUGGAGAGAGAAGAAAAUGAGGAUUUGAAAACCACUUACACUUGCGUGGCAAAAAUUUCAUUCAUCCAUGACGAAGAGUGUGGCUGGAUGUACACUUCAUGUAACAAUUGCAAAUCAAGGGUGGAUGAGAACCAAUACUGCAACAAAUGUCAAGUAGUCCCAGAAUUCCCCAUCGAUAGGUGGAGUAUACAAACACAAUGCCAUUUUGCUAUAUUGUACCACAAUCAAAUCAAAAUAACACAUUUCAAUUAUUAUAGGUACCGAUUAAUUGCGACAAUUGAUGACGGGAACGCAACAAUGACUGUGGGGAUUUUUGACAAAGACGUGGAGAAUCUAAUUGGCAAACCAAUAACAUCAAUGAUGAAGAUUUAUGAGCAGGAAAAGGGAGCGGAAAAGGUCUCAAAAGAGCUACAACAAUGCAUCGGGAAAAAAUGUACACUCAAGCUCAAAGUUAACACCAAGGGAUACAUUCAAGAGCUAACUGCUAUUAAGAUCUUCCAUGUGGAAACGGAUGACAAAAUAGUUGCAAAACGACAAGGGAAGGAGGUCCUAAAACAAAUAAAAAAGGAAGGCGAGCCAAACAAGAAAGCCAAAAUGAUUGGGUAA